AUGGGAGCACUUGUAAUAGGUUGCGCAUUUCUCGCGACAUUAUGUUUGACUGUAGCUCAAGAGGUUGCAGCGAAGAAUGAAAACGCGGAAGAGCCAACUGAACAUCCUCAACCGUUCAUCACAUACUAUCGGUAUCCAAACAAUCCAGUAUACUACUCAAACACAAUUCGACCUUCCCCAUCAUAUUUAAUACCAAUAGUUGGACAAAAAGUUGAACAACAGCAACAACAAUUGCAGCAAGAGAAUCAACAGAAUCCGAUUAUAGCCAACCGAAAUUCAGAAGCAGAGGAGGCACAACAUGUGCACAGUUACGUUGAGGAUGGCGAAAACCCCGAAUACGCGGAAGAUUAUCAAGAUAAUCAAGAAAAUCAAGAAAACCAGGAAUAUCAGGAACCAGAGGAAGUGACAGACGAUUCGUACAUUCAAAAUGAACCAGUUUACAACGAACAAGAAGAAGAUCAACCUGAAACAUACAGCCCGACCAAUGAAGGCUAUGAUCCAAAAGGGAACAGAGACGACACAUCAUACUACUACAUAAAAUAUAAUAAAGAAUCGCAUGGUCACGAGCACAAGGCCGAACACGGACAUGACCAUAAGCAUGACCACAAGCACGAGCACAAGGACGACCACAAACACGAGCACAGUCAUAAAGGAGAGCACAAGCAUGACCACAGUCAUUUGCACAAACAGGAUCACAGCCAUGAUCACAAACAUGAGAACAAACAUGCCCAUGAACACCAUCAGAAUCAUAAACAUAACCAUCAUAACGAACACGAUCAUAAACAUCAUCAUGACCAUCACGCCAAACAUAAACAUGAGCAUGCCCAUCAAUCUAAACCCUGGCACGGCCAUCACGAUCUUGGACAGGCGGUUUAUUAUAUCAGGGGAUCGUAGUUGUAAACAUAUUUAUUUUGAUAAUAAACUUUAAAAAACCAA
This is a messenger RNA of Aethina tumida (small hive beetle), 936 nucleotides long. Its product is annotated as histidine-rich glycoprotein-like. Lineage: Eukaryota; Metazoa; Arthropoda; Insecta; Coleoptera; Nitidulidae. The coding region runs from base 1 to 894 and encodes 297 amino acids. The record is from RefSeq and is a predicted model, not a curated record. The transcript has 3 exons.